Prorocentrum cordatum is the source of this 2193-nucleotide messenger RNA. The record is from the annotation of a GenBank genome assembly. NCBI's taxonomy places the organism in Eukaryota, Dinophyceae, Prorocentrales, Prorocentraceae.
CUUAGAGUGAGCCUAGCGAGUCACUGGAAGUCGCUCUUCAGCUUAAUUAAGCACCCGUGCGGUGUUCAACUCGAGUACGCCGCUACAGCACAGCUGGCCAAGUCUCAGAACUCCGCCGGUUGUCAUUGUGCGGGGUAUGUCACACGUCGCCCCGCUGCUGGAAACGAUCCUCACACAACCAUACUUCGCGAGAGUCGCAAGAGGAAUAGAUGAUGGAAGAGUUCGAGGACCUCGACCCUCAUGGCGACAGCCCCACAUAAUGGGCAGACGAGGCGGAGGAGGCAGAGUCUGCUGACUCCCAUCUUGUGAUGAGGGUCGUGGCCACCACGAUGAUCCUGUGGGCGUGGGUCAUACCGUUCCUCAUGCUACUUCUUUAUCUUGCCGGGUCGGAACAUAAUCCGUAUCUCUUGUUGGGGAUUGUUGUGUUCGUACCUCUCCUUAUCGUUUGUUUCCUCUGCAUGCCAAUCAGGUGCGAACUUGAUCCCUCUGACAACUACACUGGCGGGUUCAUUGGCUUCACACUUCGAGAUGCCCAGUUCUCGUUUUCUAACUACACGGGCAAACUGCUCUCAUUCGCCAAGGCCGCCUCGAAGAAGAAUUUCCGACAUGCCUACGGCCAGUGGUUUGCCGACCAGUGCCAAGACGACGAGGAUGUGGGGGUGCAUGUCGGCGGGAACACAGAGAUGAUCUACGGCUGGCAGGCCUGCAAGGAGAGGCUGGAGACCCUGGGGGAGCGCAUCAAGGCUGGUAAGGUGCAGAGAGAGAGAGAGAGUGAGCUGCCCCUCUUGGUGAUGAACAACCUCACGUGGCCAGAGGCAGGACGGUUCGCGCUGGGCUUCUCCGCGAAGGACCACGCAUUCGUACGCCCCUACUUGGCGUCCGUCUUCGACUGCGGUCGAGGUCGCACCUGGACGGCGGACACGCUUCGGGCCGAGUUCCGGGCGCACUUCAGCAAACUGCAGGUGCUGGGCCACGACCCCGUGACGCGCAACCUGACAGACAUCACCAACCCCUCGCAGAGCAAGGCCGUCGUCACCCAGAUGUGCCUGAAGGUGCUUCACAAAAUCGCGUUCGGCAGGGCAAUCACCGACGCGGAUGCCAUAGAGCUCGCGGCGCUGCAGACCACACAACUUCUGCCAGCCGUCUGCCCCGCCAUGGUCGCCAGAUCAUUCUGGAUAUGGUCGAUUGUGGGUGGGCCCGCGCGGGACCAGUGCGCGAAGUGGAUCAAGAGAUACAAGGGCUUGAUUGAACAAAAAUGGCCCGAGCUGGACAGUGGGGACGACUAUCGGGUAGAUUUGCUCGCGUCAGCCUUCCUCGACGCCAUGACACAAGCUGGAGGGCGCUCUGUCCCUUUGGCCAUCGAUCUGACUCUUGGGUACAUUCUCAGCAAGAAUCGACCUGAAUGCUUGGAUGACGUGGACUUCCGGGAACCCGAAAGAAUCAAGCAAUUUCUAAUGGAGUGCAUGCGUUUCCACCCGCCCGUUACAGUGAUACCAACGUGGGUUCCGGACGAGAGGAAGAGCAAUGGGGAAUGGAAGCAUGAGCUAAUCUGUUUGAACCGUGCGUUCCCUAACCCAGACAUCUUCUCCGACCCAGACGAAUUCAAGCUCGACCGCGACCCAGCCUGCUCUAUGGCGUGGAGUAAUUUUGCUUACGUGGAUGGGAAGAAAGAAGAACCAGACUCGCAUGGAUGCCCGGGAAAACAACUCAGUAUUGGCAUGGCUGUUGUUUUCAUCAUGGAGUAUUGGUUCGCGGGCGAGUGGGAACCGCACACAGACGACAUCAAGUUCAAUUAUUACGGCACGAAGGGAUUCAAGUGCACCAAACAUCAGCCGGCGACCUCAUUCCGCCGCCAGGUGCCAGAAAGGGGCCAAUGAUCAUAGCAAUUCUGAUGCGCCUGGCCUUCCAUGUAGAGUAGAGAUCAAAGCAUUUCGAGGGGGCGGACGGGCUUGCGAUGGUUCUGCCACGGCAGCGUCUUGAACGCGUCGGUGAGUGCUCGCGCCCGCGUUCUCUUUGGGCAGCAUUUCAUAUGCUGCCCUUGCCACGAUCCUCGAAGACCCUUGCAUCCGCUGCGUGUGAUCAGUCUGCGCUCUUCUUCCGCCCAUCCUCGCUCUUGCCCCCCCCCGACCUCGAGAGCUUGCGCAGGACGCCUGCUCCCCAAACUUUGGCGCAGAAGUGGCAAAGCGGCGAGAA